AACCACGACCACGACCACGACCACCACAAUCAUCGCGCACGAUGGACUGCUCAUUCGCUCUCACAGGCAAAGACUAUGUCAUCAUUGCCGCAGACACCACCGCCGCGCGCUCCAUCGUUAAGAUGAAAGUAGACGAGGACAAGAUCAAGACGCUCAGCCCACACCUCCUCAUGGCCUACUCUGGUGAACCAGGCGACACUGUGCAGUUUGCCGAAUACGUCGAGCGCAAUCUUCGAUUGUACCACAUCCGCAACCUCUAUCCCCUCCGUCCCCAGUCCGCCGCCGCGUGGAUCCGGCGCGCGCUAGCUGAUUCUCUCCGUUCGCGUCACCCUUAUAACGUCAACAUUUUACUGGGGGGAUACGACACCGCAGAUGACAAGCCCCAGCUGUACUGGAUGGAUUACCUGGGCACGCUUGCGUCCGUUCCAUUCGCAGCUCACGGGUAUGGCAGCUAUUUCACACUUGGUUUGUUUGACAAAUAUCACAACCCCAACGCAUCCCUUGAGGAGGGCCUUGAGACGCUCAAGCGGGCAAUUGACGAGACAUCGCGGAGACUCGUCGUCGCUCCAGGGAAAUAUAAGGUGAAGAUAGUCGACAAAAACGGGGUUCGCGAGAUCGAGUUGUAG
Messenger RNA from Heterobasidion irregulare TC 32-1, 626 nucleotides. RefSeq names its product 20S proteasome, regulatory subunit beta type. Gene Ontology annotation, molecular function: peptidase activity. The coding region runs from base 42 to 626 and encodes 194 amino acids. Gene Ontology annotation, cellular component: proteasome core complex; cytosol; proteasome core complex, beta-subunit complex. The record is from RefSeq and is a predicted model, not a curated record. Lineage: Eukaryota; Fungi; Basidiomycota; Agaricomycetes; Russulales; Bondarzewiaceae. The transcript is spliced from 3 exons. Gene Ontology annotation, biological process: proteasomal protein catabolic process.